Messenger RNA from Pyricularia oryzae 70-15, 435 nucleotides. RefSeq lists its product as uncharacterized. Lineage: Eukaryota; Fungi; Ascomycota; Sordariomycetes; Magnaporthales; Pyriculariaceae. The transcript is spliced from 2 exons. The record is from RefSeq and is a predicted model, not a curated record. Bases 1 to 435 code for a protein of 144 amino acids.
AUGUGGAGCUCAACGUUACAUCAGUGCAAGACAAACCUCCUCAUCGCCUGCUCGAAAUUCACGGAGCAGUACAACCUGUACGGGAGGCGUCACCAGGUCACCGGCGUCCCCCUGAAGGAUUGGGACGUCCGCGUCGAUACCCAGACUAAAACAAAUCUCGACUACGCCAUCAAGAAGGGCUGCGAUUACAUCGUCUUCGGCACGGCGCCCGAUCCCCUGCCGGGGGUCAUCGCACCAGCCCCGCCACCCGCGCCGCCCGCGGAACUGGGGAGUCGGCGGGAGCAGGUGCCUUUGCUGCCAAUCGUGGAGCCAUGGCGCAGGGGAGGCCAGCAGCAGCCGCCCACCGCGCCGAUCCCGCAGGGACGCCUUAGCGUGCCGCCGCCAGAGGGCAAACAGGACCAGAUCGCCCCACCGCCUCGCGCAAGCGGACCGUAG